This is a messenger RNA of Mauremys mutica (yellowpond turtle), 2087 nucleotides long. RefSeq names its product zinc finger protein 239-like. Bases 21 to 1145 code for a protein of 374 amino acids. NCBI's taxonomy places the organism in Eukaryota, Metazoa, Chordata, Testudines, Geoemydidae. Gene Ontology annotation, biological process: regulation of DNA-templated transcription. Gene Ontology annotation, cellular component: nucleus. The record is from RefSeq and is a predicted model, not a curated record. The transcript is spliced from 3 exons.
GAGCCCUCUACACGGACGUCAUGCAGGAGAAUUAUGAAACUGUGACCUCGCUGGGAUUCCCCGUUCCCAAACCUGACCUGAUCGCCUGGCUGGAAGCAGGGGAAGAGCCAUGGAUCCCAGAUCUCCAGGCGUCCGAGGAAAGGAAGAUCCCAAGAGGUAUGCACACAGCAGGUGAUGAGACAGUGAGUGAGGGUAAUCCACAGCAGGAAGAUCCUGAUCAAGUGGAACUCCAGGGGACCUUUUUGAGAAGAGCUGAAGGGAAUUUUUCCCAGUGCUUGGAACAGAGAAAAGUCUGGAGUAAUUGCCACAAAUCAGAGAGGAAGCUGGGGAACUGCCAAACUAAGAAACUGGAUGAAUCCAUCAAAUGUGGAGGAGGAGGAAAUGAUCCCAAUGAAACCACAGCCCAGCAGACAAAUCACAAAGAAAAGAAAUCCUGUAAAUGCUUGGACUGUGGGAAACGCAUCAGUCAUCACUCAGGGCUCAUUAACCAUAAGAGAAUCCACAUGGGAGAGAAACCCUGUACAUGCCUUGAGUGUGGGAAAAAUUUCAGUGCACCAUCUGCCCUUAUUGUACAUCAGAGAACCCACACAGGAGAGAAACCCUAUAAAUGCUUGGACUGUGGGAAAAGCUUCAGUGUGAGCUCACACCUUAUUACUCAUCGGAGAGUGCACACAGGAGAGAGACCCUAUAAAUGCCUUGACUGUGGGACAAGUUUCAGAGUACCAUCAGCCCUUAUUGUACAUCAGAGAACCCACACAGGAGAGAAACCCUUUAAAUGCUUGGACUGUUUGAAAAGUUUCAGUCGGAGUUCAAGCCUUAUUAACCAUGGGAGAAUUCACAUGGGAGAGGGACCAUAUAAAUGCCUUGAGUGUGGGACAAGUUUCAAUGUACCAUCCGCCCUGAUUGUACAUCAGAGAACCCACACGAAAGAGAAACCCUUUAAAUGCUUGGACUGUGGGAAAAGUUUCAGUCGGCAUGCAAAUCUUAUUGCGCAUCAGAGACUGCACACGGAAGAGAGACCCUAUAAAUGCUUGGACUAUGGGGAAAGCUUCAAUGAGAAAUCAACUCUGAUUAAACAUCAGAGAACCCACACAGGGGAGAUACCCUAUACAUGCUUGGACUGUGGGAAAAGCUUCAAUGAGUAAUCAACUCUGAUUAAACAUCAGAGAACCCACACAGGAGAGAAACCGUAUAAAUGCCUGGGCUGUGGGAAAAGCUUCAGUCAGCGCUCACAUCUUAUUAAUCAUGGGAGAAUCCACUCAGGAGAAAGACCCUAUACAUGCUUGGACUGUGGGAAAAGCUUCAGUCGGCGUUCAUAUCUUAUUAACCACGGCAGAAUCCACACAGGAGAGAGACCCUAUAAAUGCUUGGACUGUGGGAAAAGUUUCAGUCAGAACUCAGACCUUAUUAGACAUCAGACUAUUCACACAAAAGAGGAAACCCAUCAAUGCUUGUAUGAUGGGAAAAGCUUCAAUCCCCGCUCAUACCUUCCUAAACAUCAGAGGAUUCACACGGGAUAGAAUCUAUAAAUACCUCAACUAUGAAAAAAGUUUCAUUCAAAGAACGAACCUUGCUUCGCAUCAGACAAUCCACACAAGAGAGAGAACCCAUAAAUACUUGGACUGUGGUAAAAACUUCAUUAACUGCAGGAAAAGCCUCUCCCAGUGCAAAGACUCCAGCCUGGCCAGGACCCCCCAUUCCCGGGCCCCAGCCCCUGCUCCCAGGGAGGGCACCACUUGGAGGGAAGGUGCCUCCUGAUUCCACCCUGGCUGCAGGGGGAAGGUGUGAUUGAGUUGACUGUGAUUCCCUGCCCUGUGCCUAGGAAAGCUGCCACCAGCUCCCAUUGUUUUCAGGGCACAUGAAGCCAGCCCAUGCCAUGGGGAGGGCUGGGACAGCGACACCUGGGGGAUACAGGGGUGUGGGAGUCGAGAAACUGCUACCUGUAGUUGUUACUCAUAUGUAAGGGAUUGUAAAAAUAACUGGUAGAGUAACUCCUCACUUAACGUUGUAGUUAUGUUCCUGAAAAAUGUGACUUUAAGCGAAAUGAUGUUAAGCGAAUCCAAUUUCCCCAUAAGAAUUAAUGUAAA